AUGGUAUUUUACACACCCAAUCUUGUCUACCUCGACUACUCUGAUUACUCUACAUAUGGUAUUGAAUCGGCCAAUUUCUUGGAUUCCCUUGUGGAAGCCCGCCUCGAUCUUGAUAUACCAUGGCGGGGACGGGCGAGAACUUUCCGUAUGAAUAAUAUAACGAGAGCAAUUGAGUGCAUGACUAACGUUGAGAUGCUUCACCUCUCUUCCAACACUGUUAAGCUUAUGUAUAAUAGACUCUAUGAUUACUGGGAAGAAGAUCAAGAUGAUUGCGGCUUGAGUUUUCCACGGUUUGAAAACCUUGUUAACCUCUCUUUCGAGACAAGAUCGAAACGACAACCACGUUGGAAAAUGCUAACAGUUGUGAUGGAUAAGGCACCAAAUCUUCAAACUCUUGUCCUCAAGGGCUUGUACUCUAUCCGCUAUGAAGGUGUCUCCGUCAAUGAGAAUGUAGUGAAGGUGCUAGAGAUUUAUGGCUACAGAGGAGGUGGUAAUGAAUCGAGACAACUGAACCGUUUCUUGUCCCAGAUGAAUUGUCUUCAAGUGAUCAAAGUGGAAAUUGAUGCUGCAAUAGAUGACGUCGACAAGAGACUUCAAAUCACCAACGACCUUCUUUCUCUUCCCAAAUGCCAAGUCCAGUUCUUGUGAG
This is a messenger RNA of Camelina sativa (false flax), 649 nucleotides long. Its product is annotated as putative F-box/LRR-repeat protein At5g25860. NCBI's taxonomy places the organism in Eukaryota, Viridiplantae, Streptophyta, Magnoliopsida, Brassicales, Brassicaceae. The record is from RefSeq and is a predicted model, not a curated record.